CCGUCAGUCUGCUCUCUCCCCUCCCCCGGCAGCCCUGUAUCAGUACUCUAUCCCUCACUGGCCCCCUCCAUCACCACACCCUGCACUCAAGUUAUGAUGCAGUUCAUGGGUAGCGUACUUUUGCCCUACAUUGCUACUGGGGCUCCACCACAGACUUUAUUUGAGCCCAGAGCUCACUGUGGAUUAAACAUCAGCUGAACGCAGGACUCCUUCCUGGUGAACAAGAUGGCAGAGAGCGGUGCCGAAGGGGAACUAACUCAGAGGUGUCUUCAUGUCAAGGAGCAGAGAAAUGGAGAGCUGACGGGCCCAGAGCUCCCUGUGGACGAGAGAAAGCAGAGGGACAGGGAGGAGCGUGAAACCCUGGUGUUGUGGAAGAAACCGCUGCUCACACUCCACUACUUCACUCUGGAACUGCUCAUCACUCUUAAAGAGUGGAUGUCAAGGCUCUGGCAGCAAAGACAGACUGUGUUUGGCCUACUGAUCCUGCUUAUCCUCCUCUCCAUUGCCUACCGGGUUGAAGGAACACACCAGAAGUAUGUGUGUUACAUGGAGAAGAAGACUCUGUGGUGCGCCUACUGGGUCGGCCUGGGCAUCCUCUCCUCGGUGGGUCUUGGCACCGGCCUGCACACCUUCCUCCUUUACCUGGGACCACACAUAGCAUCUGUGACCCUGGCGGCAUAUGAAUGUGGCUCGGUGGAUUUCCCCGAGCCACCCUACCCAGACCAAAUAGUCUGUCCUCAGCACGAAGCACCAGCAGAACUAGGCUCGGAUGCUGAGCAGGUGGGCGUGGAGGCCGCGGGGGUGGGGUCAGAAACCCUCCAGGGAAGCAUCUCCCUAUGGACCAUCAUCUCCAAAGUGCGCCUGGAAGCUUGUAUGUGGGGUGCAGGCACUGCCAUAGGAGAGCUUCCUCCCUACUUCAUGGCCCGAGCUGCACGGCUCUCCGGCGCUGACCCUGAUGACGAGGAUUACCAGAAGUUUGAGGAGAUCCUGGACCAGACACAGUCUGCACAGGACUUUGCCACCAGAGCAAAAGUAGCUGUGCAGAAACUCAUCCAGAAAGUCGGCUUCUUGGGGAUUUUAGCCUGUGCCUCUAUACCAAAUCCCCUGUUUGACCUGGCAGGAAUAACAUGUGGACACUUUCUGGUCCCGUUCUGGACGUUUUUUGGUGCAACACUCAUUGGGAAAGCAGUUAUCAAAAUGCACAUUCAGAAACUGUUUGUGAUCGUCACCUUCAGCAGGCACAUAGUGGAGCAGAUGGUCUCCCUCAUCGGAGCUGUUCCACUGCUGGGUGCGGCACUGCAGAAGCCCUUCAGGGAGUACUUGGAGGCCCAGAAGGCCAAGCUGCACCAUCGUGCCGGAGAGGGGAUCCCAACUGAGGAGAACUGGCUGUCGUGGCUCUUUGAGAAGGUUGUGGUCAUCAUGGUAUGCUUCUUUGUCUGCUCCAUUGUCAACUCUAUGGCCCAGAGCUAUGCCAAGCGCAAGCAGCAGGAGAAGCGCUCGGAAGACAAGACGGAGUGAAGGCCAGCUUUGCGAUCACGGCAAAGCAUCAACUUCAGAAGCUACCACCGCUCCUUUCUUCAUGUCCGCACUGCCUCCUGGCUGAUACCCUGCCAUUAUCUGAAGCAAUAUAUCUGCCCCCAUCUGGUUUCUCUCUUGUUAUUGUAGCAACAUGUUGAUGUUGAACUUGGACUCCCAUUUACUUGCUUUUUAAGGCUUUGCAUUUGGUAGUGAUUUCCGCGAUAGUUGUGUGUAAGGUAGGUGCUUGUUGGGUUACGUAUGAGUGUCUUUAAGCUGUUGUGUUGUUAAAGUGUCCCAGUUGGUGCUUUUAGCAGCUCCAGAGCACGUGAGAAGAAACUGCUGGUAAUAAUUCUCCUCAGUGAGGCCUUAAGCUGCACUGUUCGCUCCACUAGAGGAACCUUCAAGACUUAUGUCUCCAUAAACUCACUUGAAUUCUCUUCAUUUGAAUAAGCUAGGAUGGUUACUUUGUGGUGAGUGUUCUGUAAAACCAGCACGAUAUUUGUCCAAUAAUCUCUUUAUUUAUAAUUUAUAUUUACAAGUUUAAUGAGAAGAUAUUCUGUAUUUAUUAAGAGUUGUCGUGCAGUAUUGGGUUAUGGUUAGAUAAGACAAGUAAAUAGACUGUAAAUAAUUGUGUCCUCUUCAGAGUCAUCUCAUUUCUACAUAUUGUGAAGAAGUAAGUAAGUUGUGUGCGUCAGUGUCGUGUGUGUAGUAAAGCUGAUUUUGGUAGUUUUGGAUGAGAAAUGAGAAAUCGGCCAUGAAUCACCCUGCUGGUCCCUUUGUCUGCCCUUAUUGUUCUGCUUCCAGGAAGAGAGCACAUGAGUCAGCCUGGGGCUACUUUACCAGAUGCAGCCAUAUACUGAAUCAGAUCUACGACUGUGUGUGUGUGUGUGUGUGUGAGUGUGAGUGAGUGAGACAGAGAGCGAGACAGAGAUAGUAGGUUGCGUUUGCGUGGCUGCCACAUUUGUUGCUCUCUCUUUAUCUUUUAUGGAUUAGAGUAGAUUGUGCUCCACUAAUAGAGCAGGACUCUGCCUGGAAGUCUUAGUGUGGCAGAUCAUAGCUGUUCUCUUUAACUAAGAGACAGUCUGUGUCGUGGUAAGUGUUUUUCUUUGUCUUCACUUGCCACUGAGCUUUUUUUUUUUUUAUCCUUUUUGAGGACAGAAAGCUCAUGUUUGACAUUACAUGAGCAGCUUCUAAAACAAAACUCGCCGUCUUUUUUUUUGCCUCUUUUUUGUUCGCUGGAUAACGUCAGCUGGCUCUCAAUAUAUGCAGUACCUUCUUUUUUUCCAUAAUUGCCAGUGAAAUGUGCUAUUUUCUUCUCCCUCUCUGUACCGCUGCUGUGCUACGCUGGACUGAGCGCAGUGGGCGCUAGAGCAGGCACAAGCAGGAGGGGGAAAAAAAAACCCUCAAGCGCACAGUGAAAAGCGUCUGUGCCGUUACCUCAGCUGAACCUUCGAAUGAACUCGUUGCACUGCCCUAGUCACGGAGCCAGGAGACGAAUCACUCGAGUAGAUUCAAAACAGAGGGGUACUGUUGAGCGAGCUGAACCCUGCGCUCUGCACCAGCUCUAGUCAGAACAUUCACAUCUCCUCUUUUCUCCUGUCACGGUAAGUAGGAUUAGGAUUCUUUUUUUUUUUUUUUUCUUUUUCUUUUUCUUUUUUUCAUUGUUGUCGUUUCUGUACAUGCAUUCGUCUCAGGCAUGUCCGUCACUCUCUCGGCCUGUCAGAUAGCUUAUCAGACUGGUGUUGGCUGUUAAGAUUGCAAGGCGACAACAGUCUGUAGGCUGUCUGACAUUUCGGGCUCUUUCAUCUGACCAGCAUCCUGUUUUGUCCUCCUUCUGUUACUGUCAUUGUCUCAGUUAGCAUCAGUUCCCAUUUAGAGGUGUGUGCUGCGAUGUCACUUCCCUUUAUCCCAACCGCUUGUGAAACGUCGGAGACAUGGGUCUAUUGUUUAUUUCCUCCAUGCUGACGUCUGUGAGGGUUUUUAUGUGGUUUUAUGUGGGGAACUGUGUUUUCACAUGUUUGCAAAUGCAGAUGUAGUGAUGUCAAUAGUGUACUUCUGUAUAUAUGUGGGUGUGUGUGUGUGUGUGUGUGUGUGUGUGUGUGUGUGUGUGUGUGUGUGUGUGUGUGUGUGUGCUUGCAAGUUGGCUCUGUCCUCUUGAAUUUCCAGAGAAUCCAGACAGUACACACCUUAUUGCAACACAUCACAUUGUGACACCCAGUCCUAGUAUGGUACACACAGUGCUCACCCAGCUCUCCCCUUCCCUUUUACACUUCCCUCUUCUCUUUUUACUAAGAACUUUCUUCUGUUGCUCAAUACGCACUUUUUUUUUGUAGGAGGCUGCAUUUUAUUGGAACAACUCUCUUGAGGGGGUGUUUUUCUAAGGGCCACAAAUUGGUAAUUAUACAAAGCUGAAAAUCAUUGCUUGACCAAUGGAUACUUUUGCCGCAAAGCCUCAGUUUUAUUUUAGAUUCUUCUUCUUCUUCUUUUUUUUUUCUAGAAUAGAGCAAAAGUGUAAAACUUUUUCCUGGUCAUAAAAGCAAAAUCAUUGGAUAACACUGGAAUGGCUCGCUGGCUUAGAGAGUGUUUUUCUUGGCAGUUUCAGGAUGUCCUGUUCCAUAAGGGAGCCCCCUUUUGGCAUGCCUGUCUGAAUGUGUGUGCAUGUUUGUCUAGAAAUUCUGUUUAUAUUUCUAUGUGUAAGUAAGUGCCUGUAUUUCUUGUCUAAUAGAUGUCUGUAACUGGGUUAUUUUAAAUGUCUACGCACUGUUUUUUUUUCUGCUUUCACUAUAAAUAAAGUCUCUUAAAAAGAG
Seriola aureovittata is the source of this 4325-nucleotide messenger RNA. RefSeq names its product vacuole membrane protein 1-like. Bases 226 to 1518 code for a protein of 430 amino acids. Lineage: Eukaryota; Metazoa; Chordata; Actinopteri; Carangiformes; Carangidae. The transcript has 12 exons. The record is from RefSeq and is a predicted model, not a curated record.